AUGGAAUCAUUGAAAGAAUUGAAGAGUUAUCAAAUAAUUAUUCCCGUAUCGUUGGUUGCUGUUUUAGUAGCUUUUAUAGUUGCAUGCUUAAUAUUAACCUUAGUUAUAUAUAUAAAACGAUUGCAUACAGUAACACAUCUAUUAAUUUGUAAUACGUCGAUUUCUUCGAUAUUCUAUUGUAUAGUACAAUGUGUUAACUAUGUUUUUCUUUUAUUUAUUCGAUGGGAAAUAAAUGAUACAUCAUGUCGAUGGCGUGGAUUUUUUGGCUAUAUGGCAGUUGCAGCUGUUAUUUAUUCUUAUUUAAUUCAAGCUACAUCACGUUUUUUUUUUUCAAUUCUUUCAACUAAAUAUCCAUGGAUUACUUCAUUUAAAACUCAUAUUAUUCUUAUUUUUAUUCAAUGGAUUAUAGUUGUAUUAAUACCAUUACCAGCACUUCUUACUGAUGACAUUCAUUAUCGUCCAUUUACUCUUUGUUGGGUACCAAAAAAAUAUACUUUACAUGUAAUAUAUACUGUUCUUGCUUAUUAUUUAAUUCCAGCAAUAUUAAUAUUUGCUAUAUAUAUUUAUAUUUACAUUUGUAUGAAACAUCCUAGAUACAGAGUAUUUAUAGUAACAGCAAGAAGACGUUCAAAUCGUGAUCUUGAAGUUUUAUGCAAUAUAAUGAUUUUAUUUGCUAUAUAUACAUUAGGUGCUAUACCAACAAUACUUUAUUUAUUAACUAAUAUUCGUUUUCUUUACGGAAUGGGUAUUGUUACAGUAUCGUUUACAGUAGCAAUUGAAAAAAUUGUUACACUUAUACUCGAUCGUGAUAUCAGAAAUAUUAUUAAACUUUAUCUUCGUCGAUCAAUGGUACAAAUUAGACCGAUUUCUUAA
Molecule: messenger RNA, 873 nt
Organism: Rotaria sp. Silwood1
Lineage: Eukaryota; Metazoa; Rotifera; Eurotatoria; Philodinida; Philodinidae
Source: the annotation of a GenBank genome assembly